UGAAAAGGUAAAGUGAUCAUUACUGGAGCGAUCUGAUUGGCUACCCGAUUAAAUUCCCGAUCAGGGAAGCCCGUAGCGUGGCCUAGUGAGAGAAGGGAAGCAACUUCUUGUCUAUCUGCUUUUAAGCGCUUUGUUGCGGUGUUUUCUGGCUUUAGUUGUCUUCAACGAAACAUCACAGGUCCAACAUGUGUGGCAUAUGGGCGAUAUUCGGCAGUGACGAUGACGUGUCCAAGCAGUGCGCGAGUGCUCUCCGGAUCGGCCACCGCGGCCCCGACUGCUUCCGCCUCGAGAACAUCAACCACUUCAAGAACUGCUGCUUUGGCUUCCACCGAUUGGCCAUCGUGGGCGACACCUACGGCAUGCAGCCAAUGAGAGUCCACAGAUACCCCCAAAUAUGGCUGUGCUACAACGGAGAGAUCUACAACUACAGACGGGUGGCCGAGCAGUUUGGGUUUAACUACGAGACUGACUGUGACGGUGAGGCCAUCAUCAGCCUGUACAUGCACGGUGGGAUUGAGUUCGCUGCUAAACACCUGGAUGGAGUCUUCGCUUUCAUUCUGUUGGACACACAGCAGAAGAGGGUGUACCUUGGACGGGACACGUACGGAGUCCGCCCCAUGUUUCGCCUGCUGAAGGACGAUGGCUUCCUGGCUGUCUGCUCAGAGGCGAAGGGCUUGAUGGGACUGAGCCACGGCCAUGACGACCAUGAGGUCAACAUCGACCCCUUCCCGCCGGGUCACUUCGAGACCUACGACCUCAGCCCCAACGGCAAGGUCACCUUGAAGGAAUGCGCCAGGUUCCACAAGAUCGGAGACAUGCCCAAAUAUGAUGCUCUUGUCAAGCCACUGGGUCGGAUUGGCUGCCUGUUGUCAGGUGGUCUUGACUCCAGCCUGAUCUCAGCCCUGCUGCUGAAACAUGCCAAGAAGUCCGGGAUCAUCUACCCCGUGCAGACGUACGCUAUCGGGAUGGAGGGCAGUCCGGACGUGGAGGCUGCCAGGACGGUUGCAAAGUACAUCGGCAGUGAGCACCACGAGGUGUCCUUCACCCCAGAGGAGGGAAUCCAGGCCAUUGAGGAUGUCAUCUACAGUCUGGAGAGUUAUGACAUCACGACCAUCCGGGCAUCUGUAGGUAUGUACCUGGUGUCCCAGUACAUCCGUACCAAGACUGACUCUGUUGUCAUAUUCUCUGGGGAGGGGUCUGAUGAACUGGCUCAGGGGUACAUCUACUUCAACAAGGCUCCCUCAGCUGAAGAGGCUGACGUGGAGAGUCGGCGGUUGCUAGGAGACCUCUACAUGUACGAUGUCCUGAGGGGAGACAGAACCACAAGUGCUCAUGGUCUGGAGCUGCGAGUGCCCUUCCUGGACCACAUGUUCACCGGCUACUACCUGUCCCUGCCGCCCGAGGUGAGGCGCUCCAAGGACGGCAUCGAGAAGUACACCCUUCGGAAGGCGUUUGACGGAACCGGCCUCCUGCCCGACGAGAUCCUGUGGCGCCCGAAGGAGGCCUUCAGCGACGGCGUGUCGUCGGUGAAGAAGUCCUGGUAUGAGACCCUCCAGGAGUAUGUAGAAGAACAGAUCAAUGACCAGAUGAUGGAGGACGCGCCCAAGACGUUCCCCUUCAACCCGCCGCGCACCAAGGAGGCGUACUACUUCCGCCAGAUCUUCGAGAAACACUUUCCCAGCAAGUCCAGGUGGAUCCCUUACUACUGGAUGCCUCGCUGGAGCCAGACCAACGACCCCUCCGCCCGCACCCUCAAGCACUACAAGGACUCCAGCUAAGGAGAGACACCUAGCAGGAUGUGGCAGUACUACAGUGUCUGUUUUCAUGUGAGAAAUGGUGUUGUGAUAAUCAGUGAUGUCGCCAAAUUUGUGCAGAUAGUCUAGAUAUUCGAUGCUAAGAAGAGACACCUAGCAGUAUGUGAUAGUACUACAGUGACUGUUAAUUGUUAGAAAUGGUGUUGUGUUAAUCAGUGAUAUCUGCCAAAUUUGUGUAGAUGGUUUAGAUGUUACAUGAGAGGUGUCAAAACGUGGGAAGUUCAUACUGUGGCCGUAAGCUCUGAAUAGUCAUUGUGCAAUUGUAGGUUCUUGCGCUAUCAGUAGUUAUGCUCAAAUUCCCUACUAUAUUUGUUUAUUCCGUUGAAAAAAGAUGUCAUUCGAAAGCUAGUUCAAAUGUGCAGUUUUUACUUUGAUUUUACCAUUUCUUGCCUUAUUUUAUGAUGCAUUAUUUGAUGGGUUGGGGUGUUACUCAGGACAAAAUUCUACAGCUGUCUUAACUAUUUGUUGCCUAGAAUUUGUACUGCUUUGAUUUUACUAUUUUUUGCCUUCUUUUACUUAGGUUUAAGAUGCGUUGUUUGAUGAUUUGGGCAAAGUUUGGGGUGUCACUCAGGAAGAAAUUCCACUGAAGAAUAUCUUUAUUUCUGAUUUUCAGUUCCUGGAAUUUGCACGGCUCAAUAAUUUGUGUUGUUAUACAGUCAUUGCUUAUAACCUUUGUAUUCUUCCUGGUGGAAAAUUAUAAACAAAAAGCCCUCAUGAGAUUUAAACACCUUUCUGUUUCUGGGUAAAAUUUGCAAUCAUUUAUGAUAUUUUAGAAUCCCAGUCCAUCUAUGUCCCUGACAAACACUCUCUGAAUGUUACUUGCAGAAUAUGUGGAAUAUUACAGUAUCUCAGUUUGCCUUAAACAGCUACAAUUCAAAGGAAAAAUAGAUUGGCUAUCUUAAUAAGUCAAAGUUCAACCUUGUUGGUACACAAUCUGGUGUCUGGCUACUUCGUAUCCUACCUCUAGUUCAUAGCUUCAAUUUUAAGAUAUGCCCUUUCCAAAAAGCCAUGUCGAGGAAAGGCAAGACCCACAAAUUUCUAUGUUUUCAUUGUUGUAAGAUGGCAGUGACAAGAAUUUAUAUACAUGACAUAGUCUCUUGUGAUCCUGGCUUUUUUGUACCUUGGGAAAGCUAUUCUGGCAGCCUCCAAAUUGUAUACCAAAAAUUUGCAAUACUUUAUAUUUUUAAUGAAAGUCCCAACUUUACAAUCAAAUUAUAGUAGCCACAGCAUUUUCGAAGGGUGUAACAUGAUAUUUAUUUUGCUGAAGAAAGUAAGGUAUUCUUGUAAUAUGGUUGUGAAGAAAUAGCAAUCGUGUCUAAAAUUAACCAAUAGAUUCAUGUAUGCAAUGGUAUGUAUGUAGUAUAAACUAUAGAGUUUGAAUAUUAUGAACUUUGUAAG
Messenger RNA from Branchiostoma floridae (Florida lancelet), 3212 nucleotides. Its product is annotated as asparagine synthetase [glutamine-hydrolyzing]-like. Lineage: Eukaryota; Metazoa; Chordata; Leptocardii; Amphioxiformes; Branchiostomatidae. The record is from RefSeq and is a predicted model, not a curated record. Gene Ontology annotation, molecular function: asparagine synthase (glutamine-hydrolyzing) activity. Gene Ontology annotation, cellular component: cytosol.